This is a messenger RNA of Papilio polytes (common Mormon), 4702 nucleotides long. RefSeq names its product codanin-1 (gene dlt). Gene Ontology annotation, cellular component: nucleus. The transcript has 15 exons. Gene Ontology annotation, biological process: chromatin organization. Lineage: Eukaryota; Metazoa; Arthropoda; Insecta; Lepidoptera; Papilionidae. Bases 89 to 4222 code for a protein of 1377 amino acids. The record is from RefSeq and is a predicted model, not a curated record.
UUGUCAACUUGUCAUUAAAAUCGAUAAAGAGACGAGAAAGAAAGGAGAGUUUUAUUACAAUUUGUAAUAAAUGUAGUUAAAAGUGAAAAUGCCCGAAACGAUUAUAGAAAGCGUCCUCACAAAAAAAUUAGACACAGGGCUUUUAAUUAAAUGGUUAAACAACGAAUCUAUUGAGGAAGCUCCGAAGGAUUGUAUUUUAUUAUGUUGUAGUAAGAGCGAAUUUGUUGCUCAUUUUUUAUCUUAUAUACGAAGUCAAACAGACAGUAUUUUACAAACAAAUAGCAAUGCAAUACAGCUGCUUCAACAGCAACCUACUCCAGAGAAGAUAUUGUCAAGGAGGAAGCAUCGAAGAUCUGUGAGCGAUCCAACAAGUGACACUGACCGCACAGCCGACAGUCUUAGUGUGAAAACAGACCACCAAAGUAGUCAAGGAUCUCCCAACAGAGAUCGCAAAAAGACAGGACGAAAAGUAAAAACAAAACUAUUUCCCGAUGAUAAAAUAAAAGAUCCUUCUGUUUCACCUGAUGAAUCUAGGAUAUGCAGUGGAGUUAAUAGAUUGGUAAUAUCGAGUACACCAGUCAAAAAUGGAUACAAAAAUGAAUAUCCAAAUAUUACAAGCCCUGUCACACCUAAUUAUCGUAGCUUCAAAGAUAACUAUGAGAGAUGUGACACACCCAGAAUAUCACACAGACAUUCUAGAUCUCAAGAAAAAAAUAUUAGCUUAGGUGAUUUUUUAGUCAAUGCACAGCCUAAAAGUGGGAAAAAGAAACGAGGGAAAAAUACAUCUGACGAUAAUGAUAUAGAUACAAAAGUCGAUCUAGACCUCAGCAAUUCGGAAAUGUUUCCAGAAAUAGGCGCUAGAAAGUCCAGUUCGUUGCGAUCUGAGAGAAGACGCAUCAAACCUACUAAUUUAGAUAAAAGUUCAAGUCAGAAAAGUUUCUCUUUGAACAAUUUUAAUGUUGAAAAUUUCCAAUCAAACUCUCCAUUAGCUUUGGAAGAGAAUUCAGCUUUUAAAUAUCAAAAAGUGCAGCCUAACGAAUCAUCAAAUAGUUUUGAAAUAGAGAGGAAUAUUUUAAAACAAGAACGACACAAGCUUAUGGAGAAGUUUAACAUUUUGAAUACAUCUACGUCACCAAAAAUUGUAACAGCACCACAAAUAAAAGUUACGCGUAAAGAAUCGAUGGAUGUGAAACAGAGGUACAUAACAGCUAAUGCAAAUAGUAUUGUACAUAAGGAAUGGAUAGAUAUUUUUGUCGAAAUAUAUGAUACGAUACUAAAAAAUAACCUAGUACUAAGUCUUAACACAGAAUUGUACUUUCUUGUAUCUAUUUUGCUGUCGAAACAAUUCAAAGAAGACAAUGCAACUUUAGAAUCUCAAUUAGACGGUAGUAAUGUUAGUGAAAAUCUUUUAAAAUCAAUACACAACAGUACAUAUUUCGCUGUUAAGUCGUUAUGGUGUCAACGAACUAUAUUAGAAGUUAUAUUAGAUAAGAACUCAUUGAAAAUAUUAGGUGAGAAUAAGAAAGUUAGAAGUUUUUAUCCGGAAUUGGCAAAGUUUCUUUUGAACUCGUACGGACUUAAGGUUGAAGCUGAGAUAAAUCAGGACAAGUCUAAAAUGACAACGGAAUGUCGGGCCUCCAAUGGUGUCAUUUGUUUCAAUUUUGAAACAGAUAAUGCCGAUAAUUUUCCGUCCCUACUAAGUUUUCAAAACUUUAAGAAGCAAAGAGACAUGUUUUAUGAAAUUCUGAGGUGGUAUCAAGAUACACAAACAACCGGGGGCUCCAGAACUACGUUUAAAGCUCGCAUAAAGACCCUGCUUGCGUCAGGGCCGACCGCCGCCAACCACGCCCACCUCGCCGCAUUAUUCACCGCACAUAUGAUAGCUGAGUGCUUACCGCCCACUUUACAGGAAUCAAAGAUGAGUAAGUUGCACAGACGGCUAACUUGCCCUAAUGCGCCUGAAACUCAUAGACUGCCGCUAUUCUCUGACAAGGAGAUUUUUUAUAAAGAUUUUAUAAUGUAUGCUGAGAACGAAAGCUUUCGUGUCCAUUUACGGGACGCGUUUUCUACGGAAAUAAUAGUUUUAGAUGCCUCUUCUAUAGCCACUGAGAGUUCCAAUGAAUCAGAAAUAUCAAAGGAGUUUUUACAGUUGUCUAAGAAGUUGUGCCUUUUGUCCAAGUUUCUUGGAUAUUUGACGUCUUUGCCUUAUUCUCAAGUACCUGCAGAUUUUACAACGAAGACAGGAGCUCUGAUUGUUGCAACCUCAAAGGAGGUUAAUUAUGCACCUCCUAAAGAAAAAGUUUUAGAGAAUAAUCUUGCUUUGAGGAAUUAUAGUCAACCGUCUAUAGAUUUAAGUGGAAUAAUAAUAAAUUCCGAUGAAAAUGGUCGCUUAUGCAUCACAGUUCCGUGGAUUGUACAUUACCUGUCGAUGCUCGACUAUACGACGCUGCGUAUAAAAUACUACCAAAACCUACUAAAGUUGCUAUUCAAUAUAUACGAAAUGAAAUUAAAAAUUCAUCCAAUAAGUUUGCUAAAAAAGAACACGGUUAUAUUUUUAAAAUCGAUUUUAGGAUGGUUAUUCGAUUUGCCACAUUUCCCUCAAGAAUUUUUUUAUGAAAGUAUAACUUGUAACGUCAGUGUUGCCAGUGAGAAUGCCAUAGAUUAUUACGAUUUGAUCGAUGAAUCGAUUUUAUUUGAGUUGUGUCCGAUUUUAAAGGAUGUGAAUGUUUUACUAUCGACUUGCAAAGUGUCACACGAUCAGAAAGAUAUGGGCAGUUUUAGACACAUAACGCCUGUCAGCUUGAGUUUAAACAUGGAAGACCGUAUGAGGAACAAAGAAAAGGAAUUACAGGCUCGUUUAGAAGAAGAAUUCCUGAAGACCCAGCCAUCAUCAAGCCGGCGUGUGUUGGAGCUGGUGAUGGAGCGCGUGACGUCAGGCGCGGUGAAGGAGGUCGCGGCGCAGCUGCUGGCGCAGCGCCGCGCCACCGCACGCGACAGCGCCUGCGCAUUAGUCAACAAUACUGAAGAUAGUGGAACUCUCCUCAAGUCGCUAGAGGCGUUAUACAACUCUGAGCUUCAGCAGCUGCGGGGCGAAGCCCUGUCUGUGGGCACGGCGUCAAUAAAGCGGCGCGCGGGCGCUGCGCUGGCGGCGUUAUUGCCCGCCGCGCCUUCGCCCCUCCUGUCUCUCGCAGUUAAAGGCUGUGUGAAUAGACUCAAUAAGUGGCUUAAUGAUAAUUGGAGUACUACAGCGAUUCUCUGCAAGGAUAUCCAGCAAGAGAUGAAAACAUUGCAAGUGAUAGGUGAGGCGGUGUCCGGCCCCGCGCCCGCGCCGCCAGACCUCGCGCACAUGAUGCUGCCUGACGACACGUUUGAACACACACACGUCAGCCCGGCAGUCGCAGUUAUCAACCUUAAAGAGCACACUUGCAUGCUGUUGGACUACGAUGAUGUGCCAGAUGCGACUGCAUUACUGGCAUCUUGCGCGCUGGCUUGCUCACCCACUAACAUAUUCAGUCGGCCGCCUACACAGCGCGCUCUGUUGCAGCUCAGUGUUGAUUACUGCAUCGUAUUUGUAAGUCGAAAACCUGAGCAAGUGGAUGAUGUUUUUCUCAACAAAUUACACGCUAUUUGGAACACAUGUUGUCCUGAUAGACCAAAACAAGCUCCACAAGAAAUACUGUUACCUGAGAGAAGAUCGGAGUUAUCGCCUCAGUUCAGGAACUUCGAGGACGAGGAGCGCGCGCCGACGCCGCUCAGCGAUGAUGACAAUGAACAGAAGAUAGAUGGCGCUAAUAUUAAUAUGGAGAAAAUUAUCGUUGUUGUGGAUGUUUCUAGUCCAGAAGUAAAGAAUGCAUCUUUAGAUCAAUCGAAGACUGACCGUCAGGAAGAGAACCCGCUUCUGAAGACAUUCGACCGCGUGCUGUGUCCCCGGAACAUAGUGCUGCUGAGCCAGUCGCGCUGCGCCGCGGCCGCGGUGUGGCAGGCGCUCGCCACAUUACUUGUAUUUCUAUUGAAAAAUGACUAUUUAAGUGAAGACUCCCUCACGGAACAGUGUCUAGCUGUAUAUAGACAGGAUUGGCCGCAGAAUAUUCUAGAAAACCUAUCUACUUGUAUGAAGUCGGUGUCGUCUCGUUGGUCGCGCGCCGCCACGGGCAAGUUCACGCUGUUCCUAGACUUCCUGGCGGAGUACUGCGGGGAUAUGGACUACGACCCUAUUGCCUAGGCUUUAAACACAAAGUUAAACUUAGGAAUAAACUGAGUAUAAGCAGAAUUUGUACUAAUUGCUUAUAAUCAGUUUAUUCCUAAGUUUAAUUUUAUACCGCGUUUAUUUGUAAGGCUGUAAAUCUAACCUUCAAACCGAUAAGUGCACGGGUUGUUAAAUCUUUAAGGGACUUUAUGUGAUAAGUAUGAAGAAAUCAAUGUUAAAUUUAUUAUUUAAUAACUCGAGCAUUUUAUAGCAACUUUUAAAUCAAUUGUUGGCAAUUUGAUAUCUCGGUGCAAUUAAAUGUAGUCGAUAGUAACAUAAUAAAAUGUAACACCUUAAAUAUGAAAAUUGGCUUGUAAUAUUAGGUCUUUUUGGACGGUCGGUAAAACAGUUUCAAUGUGAAAUAAAAGAUGUCAAUAUUUUCACCACAAGCCGAUAGAUGGCGUUUUAACUAAUUUUAUACAAGCAGAAAAAAAUGUUUUAUUGAGUUUGUUUUUG